CCGUUAAUUACGCAAAUGUAUUAAAAGUCUAAACUUUUAAACUGUAAGCUUCUUGGAGGAAUUUGAACAACUUCUACUAUGAAUAAACACUUUGCAAGGUUUUCUCAAUGGACUGGAGAGCGUUUUGGGUUUGAUCGACAGAAAACGACUCUUUCAGAUGAUUUCUGUGAGUUACGGCGAGAAAUGGAACUUCGAUUUAAUGGAAUUGAAAAGCUCCAUCGGGACUUUAGACAAUGGAUACAAUCCAUGGAACGAAAGAAGUCAACUCUGGAAGAAAAAGAAAAACCGCUGCCGAUUGUCGGUCUAGGUGAUUCUUUCCUUAAUCUAGGAUACAUUUUGUCUGAUUAUUCUGUUCAUUCUGACACCUAUAAUAUGUAUGGAAAGACUCUUAUUCAGAUUGGAACGCUACAGGAAAACUUUGUUCGCUUCGUCACUGAAUCAUACAUGAGAGAAUUGGAGCGAUGGCUUUCACAAAGAAGAGUGUUGGAGGCUAAAGAGAAAAAACUUGAAAACAGGAGGUUGGUAUUUGACGCACUCUCAACGAAAAUCCAGAAAGCUAAAAAAGAGGAUUCUAAAAUUGAAGAGGAUUUGCGGAUGGCCAGAGGAAAAUACGAAAAUACUUUAGAAGAUUUUGAGGAAACAAUGAUUGAGCUAAGGGAAUUUGAGUCCAGUCAGAUCAACAAGCUUGUUCUUUUAUUACACAAACAUAUUCAAUUCCAUGAACAGUGUCUGAAUAUUCUACGACCUUUGGAAUCUCAACGCUUUGGAGCGAUGCAACAACCUACGAAUCGUUCAAGACGAUCGUAUUCUACAAAGUCAUUAGCUUCUUCGCCUUCUGUCAUUUGUAAGAACCAUAAUCAAGCAGUGGAUUCUCGUCCUUCUUCUCCUUCUCUUAGGUUAGAACCAACAUCAUGGACGACUCCAACUCCUAUCAAUGCUGGGGAAGAAGCUUUACUUCCAGCUAAAUUUUUGCAAGGACUAGGAGAUUUGCAGCUAGAUAAUACAUCUUCACCUUCACUAUCCCUUAGAAAGUCUCCGUCACCGGAAAUACCUAUUUCAUCGAAGCCGCGAUCUAUAGGACGCAUGUCUUCAAAUCAUUCUACUUCUUAUGAAAAAUCUAAAAAUUCGUCCGAUGAUAAUGAAAAAGAUCAUAUGCUUGAAACAAAAACCGAAUCUGGCCAUAGUCCUUCAUUAUCGGCAAUACCUAUGCCAACAUAUUCCCUGGAGAAAGAAACGAUAUCUGUGAGUCAACCACACAAAAGUUUAUCAAGUCCUUUACUUGCUCAUAAAGGCUUAGAAGCUGUAAGGAUGAAAUAUGACUUUGAGCCCCAGAUGGAAAAUGAGUUAGCUUUGAAGAAAGACGACAUUUUACUUGUCCUGAAGAAAGUUAAUGUUGGAUGGUGGGUUGGGGAGCAAUUGGACGGUGAUGGAAAUUUAACAGGAAAUACUGGCCUGUUCCCAUCAAAUUUCUGUUUUCCUGAACAUGGUUCUGUACAAUCAGACAAAACUUCGAGAACGCAGAGCAACUAUGAAACGUCCCUUCCUUCUGUAAGAUGAUUUUUAAUUAUUAACCAGCUUCGGUUCCAUAGACAAUAUGAGCCUUUUAGUUUAGCUGGUUUCUUUGAUUAUUUUUUGUACAUGACUUAUACUCUUACUGCAUAGCCCGUUUACGUUUACAUUGCGCAUUUUAAACAAUGUUUUUUAUAGUUUUGUCAGUUGGAUUUUGUUGGCUUUUCCUAUUCUUUUUACUGUUAUUUCAACCUGUUGUUAGGACUGUAUCUCAUGUUUUAUUAUUGGUCCUACAGAAAACUAAACAGUGUUACAUUCCUUUUUUUAUUUAAAUUUAAAGAACUGCAAAAUACUAGUCUAACAUUUGAAAAAUAUACCAAGCCGUACGAAAAAAUUAAGAACUUUUAUUCGAUUCAACUAUCGAAAUUAGCAACAAAAGGGUAAAACAUUAACGGA
This is a messenger RNA of Schizosaccharomyces cryophilus OY26, 1965 nucleotides long. Its product is annotated as BAR adaptor protein. Bases 79 to 1557 code for a protein of 492 amino acids. The transcript has 2 exons. Lineage: Eukaryota; Fungi; Ascomycota; Schizosaccharomycetes; Schizosaccharomycetales; Schizosaccharomycetaceae. Gene Ontology annotation, cellular component: cytoplasm. The record is from RefSeq and is a predicted model, not a curated record. Gene Ontology annotation, molecular function: protein binding.